Cuscuta epithymum is the source of this 8761-nucleotide messenger RNA. The record is from the annotation of a GenBank genome assembly. Lineage: Eukaryota; Viridiplantae; Streptophyta; Magnoliopsida; Solanales; Convolvulaceae.
CGCUCAUGAGUGCAAGUCAGUCAUUGAUUUCCUCACUUCAGCAACCCCUAUCCCUACCUCCCCCAUUUCUCCGUCCAAUCAAUCCGAUCCGGACCCAUCUCCGCCUCUCCCCGGCGUCCUUCUCGAGCUCUCCCUCUCCGAUUCCGAGCACCUUCUCAGUCCUCUUAUCAACGCAACUGCCUCCGGUAACCUCAAGAUCGUUGAACCUGCUUUAGAUGCUGUCCAGAAACUCAUCGCGCAUGGCUACCUCCGUGGCGAGGCGGAUCCCACCUCCGGCCCAGAUGCCAAGCUUUUGGCGAAACUUGUCGAGGCUGUUUGCAAAUGCCGCCAUCUGGGAGACGAUUCCGUAGAAUUGCUCGUUAUAAAAUCACUGUUAUCGGCUGUCACAUCUGUAUCGCUCAGAAUCCACGGGGAUUCUCUGCUGCAGGUCGUGCGGACUUGCUAUGAUAUAUACUUGGAAAGCAAAAAUGAUGUGAAUCAGACUACUGCCAAAGCUUCGCUGGUCCAAAUGCUAGUGAUUGUGUUCAGGAGAAUGGAGGCGGACUCAUCUACUGUACCACUGCAGCCUAUUGUGGUGGCAGACUUGAUGGAACCACCAGAGAAGGCAGAUGCGGAUGGGUCAAUGACAAUGUUUGUACAAGGAUUUAUAACAAAAGUUAUGUAUGAUAUCGAUGGGGUUCUGAAUUCUGCUACCCCAAAGAGUUCAACCGCUACCGGUGGAGCUCAUGAUGGUGCGUUUGAAACUACUACCUCCACUGUGGAGUCUACCAACCCUGCUGAUCUGUUGGACUCAACAGACAAGGAUAUGCUGGAUGCCAAGUACUGGGAGAUCAGUAUGUAUAAGACAGCUUUAGAGGGGAGGAAAGAGGAGCUCGUGGAUGGUGAGGGAGAGAGAGAUGAAGAUUUGGAAGUGCAAAUUGGGAAUAAGUUGAGACGAGAUGCGUUCCUGGUGUUUAGAGCUUUGUGUAAACUCUCCAUGAAGACUCCUCCAAAGGAGGCAAUGGCAGAUGCACAUUCUAUGAAGGGGAAGAUUGUGGCCUUGGAAUUGCUCAAAAUUUUGUUGGAGAAUGCAGGUGCAGUUUUCAGGACAAGUGAAAGAUUCUUAGGUGCUAUUAAGCAGUAUUUGUGUUUGUCACUACUAAAGAACAGUGGCUCAAGCCUUAUGAUUGUCUUCCAGCUUUCAUGCUCAAUAUUUAUUAGUCUGGUAUCAAGAUUUAGAGCUGGAUUGAAGGCAGAAAUUGGAGUGUUUUUCCCAAUGAUUGUCCUCAGAGUGUUGGAAAAUGUUUCUCAACCUAAUUUUCAUCAGAAAAUGAUAGUACUCCGAUUUCUUGAGAAGUUAUGUGUGGACUCACAAAUUAUGGUGGACAUAUUCCUUAACUAUGACUGUGAUGUCAACUCUUCAAACAUAUUUGAGAGAAUGGUCAAUGGACUUCUUAAAACUGCUCAGGGUGUCCCUCCCGGUACUGCAACAACAUUGUUGCCCCCUCAAGAAGCAGCAAUGAAGUUGGAAGCUAUGAAAUGCUUAGUGGCCAUCUUGAAGUCCAUGGGAGAUUGGAUGAACAAGCAACUGCGAAUUCCAGAUUCUCAUUUUGCCAAGAGAUAUGAGACAGAUGAACAUUAUUUUCAACCUGCUAGUCCUCCCAUGGAAAAUGGAAAUGGGGAUGAGGCUGGUGAAGCAUCAGAUUCAUUUUCUGAAGCCUCUAGUGAAGUUUCUGAUGCUUCAAUAAUUGAGCAGCGCCGUGCUUACAAGCUCGAGCUUCAAGAAGGCAUAUCACUUUUUAAUCGUAAACCAAAGAAAGGCAUUGAAUUCCUGAUAAAUGCCAAUAAAGUUGGGACUUCAGCAGAAGAGAUAGCUGCGUUCCUUAGAAAUUCAUCUGAGUUGAAUAAGACCUUAAUUGGUGAUUAUCUGGGGGAAAGGGAUGACUUGUCUCUGAAAGUAAUGCAUGCUUAUGUGGAUUCCUUUGACUUCCAAGGUAUGGAGUUUGAUGAGGCAAUAAGGGUCUUCCUCCAAGGGUUCAGACUGCCUGGUGAGGCACAGAAGAUAGACCGUAUAAUGGAGAAGUUUUCUGAGCGUUAUUGCAAAUGUAAUCCAAAGGUUUUUACCAGUGCGGACACUGCUUAUGUUCUAGCUUACUCUGUUAUACUGCUUAAUACUGAUGCUCAUAAUCCUAUGGUCAAGAGCAAGAUGUCAGCUGAUGAUUUCAUAAGGAACAACCGUGGGAUUGAUGAUGGAAAGGAUUUGCCAGAGGAGUAUUUGAGGUCUUUGUUUGAGCGUAUAUCAAGAAAUGAGAUUAAAAUGAAAGAAGACGAUUUGGCUGUUCAACAGAGACAGUCGAUGAAUGCCAAUAAAAUCUUAAGCUUAGAUAACAUCCUGAACAUUGUGAUCCGAAAGCGAGAAGGAAAUGCGGAGACCAGUGAUGACCUCAUUAGACACAUGCAAGAGCAAUUUAAAGAAAAAGCUCGAAAAACAGAGUCAGCUUAUUAUGCUGCAACAGAUGUAGUAAUCCUCAGAUUCAUGAUUGAGGUGUGCUGGGCACCUAUGCUGGCUGCUUUCAGUGUCCCUCUUGACCAAAGCGAUGAAGAAGUUGUAGUAUCUCAGUGUUUGGAAGGUUUUCGUUAUGCAAUCCAUGUCACGGCAACGAUGUCCAUGAAAACCCAUCGUGAUGCUUUUGUGACAUCCCUCGCAAAGUUCACUUCACUCCAUUCACCUGCAGAUAUAAAACCGAAAAACAUUGAUGCCAUCAAGGCUAUCCUAAUAAUUGCGGAUGAGGAUGGAAAUUACUUACAGGAGGCAUGGGAGCAUAUCUUGACCUGUGUUUCUCAGUUUGAACAUUUGCAUCUAUUGGGGGAAGGUGCACCCCCUGAUGCUGCUUUCUUUGCACUUCCUCAGAAUGAGUUUGGCAAGUCAAAACAAGCCAAAUCAAAUAUUCUUCCUGUUCUGAAAAAGAAAGGACCUGGAAGUAUUCAAAAUGCAGCUUCUGCUGUGAGAAGGGGUUCUUAUGACAGUGCAGGUGUUAGCGGCAGUGCUGUCUCUGGUAUUACAACAGAACAGAUGAACAAUUUAGUCUCCAACUUAAACAUGUUGGAACAAGUUGGUGAAAUGAGCCACAUAUUCUUUAGGAGUCAAAAAUUGAACAGUGAGGCUAUCGUGGACUUUGUCAAGGCUUUGUGUAAGGUUUCUAUAGAAGAAUUGAAGUCAACAUCAGAUCCAAGGGUUUUCAGCCUCACAAAGAUUGUUGAGAUUGCACACUACAACAUGAAUCGCAUCAGGCUUGUUUGGUCAAAAAUCUGGCUCGUACUCUCUGAUUUCUUUGUGACCAUUGGCUGUUCCGAAAAUCUUUCAAUUGCCAUAUAUGCAAUGGAUUUAUUACGCCAGUUGUCAAUGAAGUUUUUAGACCGAGAGGAACUGGCUAAUUAUAAUUUUCAGAAUGAGUUCAUGAAACCAUUUGUGAUUGUUAUGCGUAAGAGCAGAGCCGUUGAAAUCAGAGAAUUGAUAAUCAGAUGUGUUUCACAAAUGAUUUUAUCUCGCGUUAACAAUGUGAAGUCGGGAUGGAAGAGCAUGUUCAUGGUAUUUACUACAGCUGCUUAUGAUGAUCAUAAAAACAUUGUUCUGCUGGCUUUUGAAAUAACAGAAAAGAUCGUACGAGAUUACUUCCCAUACAUUACUGAGGCUGAAAGCACAACUUUCACAGAUUGUGUUAAUUGUCUUAUUGCAUUCACUAAUACUAGGUUCAACAAGGAUGUUAGUCUUAAUGCCAUUGCAUUUUUACGUUUUUGUGCGGCUAAACUUGCUGAAGGAGGACUUGGCUCUUCAAGGAACAAGGACAAACAAAGUUCUGGAAAGAUCUCUCCUUCACCACUGAAAGGAAAAGAUAAAAAGAGUGAGAAUGGGGAUUUGACAGACAAGGAUGACCAUGUUUAUUUCUGGUUUCCUUUGUUGGCGGGUAAAUGCUGUAUCUUAAAAGUGUAAUAUUUGUUCUUAAAAGUGAACAAAUUUUUCACUCUUUUCAUAAUUUGAUGCGGAGUACGUAUUGAUUAAAUACUCUUAUUGUGAUUACCAAAUGGCUCAAGUAAAUUUGAGACCGUUGUUGUAGAUAAGUGUUGUAGAUUUGUAGUUGUUGACAUGUCCUAUUAUUGCCGAGAUCGAAAGGAAAGAAAAGGAAGAAACUUUAAGGAAGGGCAAAGGCAUUAUGGUGCAAGAUGGGGAGCCCGAGCGGGCUGCCAAAACAGUGACCGAAAGGGAUGAUCAGGAUGCCGAGGGGGCUGCCAAAACAGUGACUGAAAAGGAAGAUAAGGAUGCCGAGGGGGCUGCCAAAACAGUGAAUGAAAAGGUGGAAAUUGAAGAAGAUAGUGAUCUUUUUGUCACUAAAAGAGAUCAUCCCUUCUUCAAGAGAUUUCGGUUGUUUAAAUGGGGAAAGAGGAAACCUAUAAGAGGUGAGGGUGGCACAUCCGAUUUCAAGGAUGGUGAAGAUGUACUUAUCCGAAAAGUGCAAAAAUUUCAUGAUACAUACCAAGAUGAGGUGAUAGUUCAAAUGGGAACUGAUGAGGUGCUCAUGCCUAGCAUCAAUGUUACACACAUGAAACAUGUAGAUAAGGAUGCUACUAUUAUCAAAUUGGACCAUCAUCUCAAGGUGGUAAAGGAAGACCAACCCGGAAUGCUUUUCACCAAGCAAUGCCUUGAAGAUCUUCCCGGAAUAAUAACAAGAGAUAAAGAAUAUACCUUUGAUUCCUCCUUUAUGAGGGCUGUUUUUAGACACUUUUUGUGCCGGUAUUAUGAAGAGGGCUGCCCGAGGGGAAAAACAUCACUUGUGAAACGACCAAGCAUGAAAGACUUUGACAAAGUACGUGUGGUGAAUGAUAUUAGGGAGGCAUACCGUGAUGAUGUCAUUGUUAAGCUUGAACUUGGCAAAGAUAACCUACCUUUGAUUCACCUACUACAUUCCGGUGAAGUUAAAGAUCAAAUGGUGAGGCUUGAUAACUACUUGAGAGUCACCCAAGAUGAGCUUACCGAGGGACUCACAUUCACGACUACAUGCUUGGAGGCUAUCCCGGGGGUCUUUGCCACGGAGUACGGGUAUGAAUUUAAUUCUUGGUUCAUUGAAUAUCCCUAUACUUUAUUAUAUCUUACUAGGUAUAAAGAAAGAGCAAAGCCGAGCCAUUUGAUGAAAAAAAGUGAGACUAGACCGAGAGGGGGGAGGAGGAGGAACAACAACAAGUUUUGAUGAUUGUGUCCGCAUGGAAUAUAAGGGGCCUCAAUAAGGUCUCCAAACAAAACUCUAUCCUUAAGUUUAUUCGCACUAAUAAUAUUCAUUUGUGUUGCCUUCUUGAAACCAAAAUGACUACUACUAAUUUUGUUAAUUUUAGUUCAAAUAGAUUACCAUCUUGGCUAUCUAUAACUAAUUUUGACAAAAUUGAUGGUGGCCGUAUUGGCAUACUUUGGGACCCCCAUUUUGUUCAAGUUAAUGUGCUUGAAAUUGACAAACAACAUAUUCAUUGUCACGCCACUUGUAAAACUACUCAAAUUGAGUUUUUUGUUACUUUUGUGUACGCUCUCUACACGGUGCUUGAAAGACAAACACUUUGGGAUCACCUAGCACACUUGGAGCCUAACAUUACUAGCCCGUGGCUAGUUAUGGGAGACUUUAAUUGUGUUGGGAGCCCAAAUGAGAGGGUGGGCCCUUCCCCCCCCUCGGCUUAUGGUAUGCAACACCUUAAUGACUUUAAAUUGCAAACUAAUCUUGUUGAUUGUCCAUCCACGGGCCAAUUCCUUACUUGGAAUAGGGGUUCACUUUGGGCUAAGCUAGAUCGAGUUCUCAUUAACUCAUUUUGGUCCACUUUGGAUAUUGAGUGCAAAACACAUUUUCAUGAUUUCGAGCUUGAAUCCGAUCAUGUAGCCUCCAUGGUUUCCAUUGGGAAAGGUAAUGGGGCUGCCUCUCGGCCUUUUAAAUUUUUUAACAUGUGGCAGAAUCAUGAAAAAUUCAAUUCCAUCCUCUCGACCCAUUGGGUUAGAGAGGUCUAUGGUAGCUCUCAAUUUAUUCUUGCCAAGAAAUUGAAGGACCUCAAAAGACCACUUAGGGAGCUAAAUAAAUUCCAUUUUGGCCACAUUUCCGAAAGAGUUAAGGAUUCCAAGAAAGAGUAUAAAAGGCUCCUCGGGCUCUCUAUACUCUCUCCGUUGGAUGAAACUAUAAAAGAAGAACUCUCUUUGACCAAGAAAAAACUUCUUAACCUUAAAGUAGCCGAAGAAGAUUUUUUUAGGCAAAAGGCUAAGGCAAAUCAUCUUGUUCAAAGUGAUAAAUGUACUAAAUAUUUCCAUGCUAUUGUGAAAAAGAAUAUGGCUAGAAAUUCCAUUACGGCUUUAAAACUCCAAAAUGGGACUUCUACCACUUCUAUUGACCAAGUUGCUACGGAAUUAGUGAAUUUUUAUACUAAUUUGUUUGGUGCCUACUACCCCACUUCCGGGUUGGACCCCUCUGUGGUGGCCUCGGGUAGGUGUUUACCCGCCAAUGCCACUCUUGGCUUGGUUGCCCCUAUCACCGAUUUGGAAAUCAAGGAGGCCUUGUUUGAUAUUGGUGAUAACAAAUCACCAGGGCCGGAUGGUUACACGUCCGCGUUUUUUAAAAAAAAUUGGAACAUCGUUGGUUUUGACUUUACUAGAGCCGUGAGAGGCUUCUUUGGCUCUGGUAGGUUAUUAAAGCAAACUAACCAUACGGUUAUUGCUUUAAUACCUAAGACCAAUCACUCUCCCACACCGGCGGACUUUAGACCAAUUGCUUGUACUAAUGUGGUCUACAAAGUCAUUACCAAAAUUAUUUCUAAGAGGAUGACCCCGUGUCUACCGGACCUCAUUGACCACGCCCAAGGGGCGUUUGUUGAUGGAAGACUUAUGAUUGAUAAUGUCUUCGUUGCACAAGAAUUGAUUAAGGGAUACUCUAGGAAACGUGCUUCUCCUAGAUGUAUGAUAAAGGUUGACCUCCGGAAAGCCUACGAUACUAUAUCUUGGGAUUUUCUGGCUGCCAUGUUAACCCAUUUGGGCUUCCCGGGCAGAUUUAUACACUGGAUUAUGGAGUGUGUCACCACACCUUCCUAUUCCAUAUGUAUUAAUGGGGUGCCUCACGGCCAUUUUGAGGGUAAGAGAGGGCUUCGGCAAGGGGAUCCUAUGUCCCCCCUCUUAUUUGUCCUUUGCUUGGAGUAUUUUUCUAGAUUGUUGAACAUUAGGACCAAAAAUCCUAUGUUUAAACAUCACCCCCUGUGUGGAUCCCUUAACAUAUCACAUGUGGCAUAUGCUGAUGAUUUGAUGCUUUUUUCUAGAGGGGAUACCACAUCUAUACAGAUUCUCACACAGGCCCUGGAAGAUUUUGGUAACAUAUCUGGCCUUAGGGUCAACUAUGAUAAAUCAAAUAUCUUCAUUGGUGGUAAUGCAUAUUAUGAGCUUGACACUAUACUAGAACUGGUGGAUUUCAAAAUUGGUACAUUCCCGGUCAAAUAUCUUGGGGUCCCCCUGGCACCCUUAAAGUUAUCUGUGGCCCAGUAUGCACCACUUUUGGAGUCCAUAACUACUUUCAUUAAUGCUUGGAGUACUAAGUCUUUAUCUUAUGCAGGCAGAGUUGAGCUGAUAAAGUCCGUUAUACAGGGAGUGCACUCUUUUUGGUUACACAUGUUUCCCAUCCCUAAUGUUAUUCUUGAUAGGAUUACAUCCAUCUGUCGCAUUUUUCUUUGGGGAAGCAAAUUCGCUAGGGUUGCCUGGGCUGAUAUUUGCCUCCCUAAAGAAGAGGGCGGACUUGGCAUACAUGACACGAAAGUUUGGAAUAAAGCUUUACUUUCAAAAACUUUUUGGGAUAUACAUACUAAAAAGGACACACUUUGGGUCAAGUGGGUCCAUGGGGUUUAUCUCAAGGGUAGGUGUGUGUGGGAGUUUAUCCCACAUGAAAGAGAUUCACAAUUGUUUAAAAAGAUUGCACAAAUCCGAGAUGAAAUACUCUCCAAAUUUCAGGAUAUCCCGAGUGCUAUACUUGGCUUAAAUGCUUUUCAAAUGAAUGGUAAGCUUGUAUCCUCCAAGGUUUAUGAUUUGCUUAGGCCUAGGGCUGCCACCCGAGUGUGGAUGCCGUUUAUUUGGAAAGACUACAUCCCUCCCAGGUUUUCCUUUGUUACUUGGUUGGCAUUCCGUAACAGAUUAGCCACGUGUGAUAAUCUUCAUAGAUUAGAUGUGGAUAAUACUUGUGUAUUGUGCAAGGGUGGACCGGAAACGGUUCCACACCUCUACUUUGAAUGCUCUUUUUCAGGAAAAGUUUGGGCUAUGAUGAAAGCAUGGAUUGGCAUUCCACGAAUGAUGGGGACCCUAGCUAGUGCGGUCAAAUGGAUCAAGAAGGAAAGGAGUGGAGCCAGUGUACGAGCCAAGGCUGCCAGGAUUGCUUUCUCGUGCACCAUAUACUCGCUUUGGAGAGUCAGGAAUACAGCUCGAUUUGAUGAUUUUUUGCCAAAGGAGGAGGAAGUUUUUGCCAGGAUACAAUAUGUUGUCUAUAAAAUUCUGUAUUGCAUCUAUCCUUAUGAUUUGGUAGUACUUUGAUAACUUUUCGCACAUCACCUAUCUUUGUUUGUGAUAGGCCGUGAGGUAGUAUAGGAGGGGGCUGUCAUGGCACCCUUAUUUUGGCAGGUGAUGGGUUAUCCAAUCUUUGGUUAGCCUACAUUUUUGCUCAUAUAUUUUCUGCUGUACAGACGAACUAUUGACGGUUUUUUUCUAAUAUACUUACAUGUUAUCAAAAAA